AUGUCUAAAACACUUACAAUUGAAUAAAUUUUCAGCAAUACUAAUUAAGAAAUAGAUAAUGAUUACAUCUUUAACAAUUUUAUUUCUUCAAACUAAUAGGAUCGCAAAGAAUUUGAUUUAUCUAAAAAUCCAUAGCAAUCACUUUGUGGAGCACAUGUUUCUUCUUAAAAUAUAUCAUUUUAAUGUUUUGAUUGUGCUCCUGAUCCUCAUCAUAUGUAUUGUGGAAAUUGUUUUUAAUUGGAAUUACAUUAAAGUAUAUUUUUAUGUAUUAUAGGAUAGAUCAUAGAGCAUUUUUUAAGAAAGAAGCUAGUGGAUGUUGUGAUUGUGGGGAUCCUUCUGCAAUUGCUAAUAAAGAAUCAUUUUGCAAAUUACAUAAAGAGUAAGUAAUAGACAUUGCAAAUGAAAUUUAGAAAGUGAAACCUGAUAUAAGAGAGAAAAUAUUAAAUUUCUUAUAAGAAUCAUUUAAAAUUUAUUUUUCAAAAUGUGAAUAAGCUGCUAGUUUAUUAUCCAAUAUACCUAAUCCCUUUUUAAUACAAUGUUGUCACAUUAGUCACAUAAUAAAUUAUAAGUAGGUUUAUAAAUUAAUAAACAAUAAAUACAAUAUUAAAAAUGCUUAUCAAUCCAUAUUAGCAGCAAAUCAUAUAUAAGAUAUUAUAAUAGAUUUUUUAUCUUGGCUUUGUUAAGAUAGAACUUCAUUUGCUUUAUUAAUAGCAGGUUUUCUAAAAUCUUAAUUUAGUGUUGGUGUAACUUAUUUUGAAUAAAUUAUUCGUUAUUCAGAAUUAAGAAAUGUUUUAGAUUUGGAUAAUGACCAUAAAUUUGAGAAAUUGCUUUAUGUUUUGAAUAUUGAUGAAAAAUUUAGGUUGUUUACAUAAGAAGUAUUUUUGACAUAAUAGAAUGAUUUAUGGAGAAUUUAUGAAAUUUAAUCAUUUGAUGGAGCUGUAAUAGUAGAAGAAUACAUUUAAGCAUUUGAAACUUUCAUUUAAGGUGGUGUAUUUUAUACAAAAGAGAAAAAUUAAUUAUAAUUAUUUGAGAAUUAUUUUAAGAAAAUAAAUACUUGUAAUGAAAAAUAUACAGCUUAUUCAAUUAAAGCUGCUAAAUAUUUUUCAAUGAAUUCUUAAUUUGUUUCAGAAGAGUUUUAGGAUAUUUAAUUCACAUCCCCAACUAUAAAAUAAAUAUUAGAUAUGAAUACAAAAUUAUUAAAUAUAUUAAAUACUUGUCAUUUGGGAAACAUUAAUUCAUAUUAUUUAAUGCUAGAUUUCUUUUCACUAAAAUUUUAAUAUAACUAUUUUAUUAAGAGUUUUAACAACACUUUAUCCAUAUUAUUUAAAAAUUAUUAAACCUAGUAAUUGUCUAUUGAAGAGAUUGCUUCACUAAAUCCUGAUUCAUUCUUUUUAACAGCUCUUUUAAAGAGUUAUAGUUUUAUCAAAGGGUUCUCUAGUAGAGAUACACUUUAUUAACCACUUAUAUCAGAGACAUAAAUAUAACUUAAUCUUUUAUAUAUAGAAUCAAGAUAAAUUUAUAACAUAAAAUAAUGUUUGACAAAAUAUUUAGCAUCUCCUUAAAUUACAAUGAUGGCUAAAUCUAAUUUAAUUAAUAUUCUAUUUUAUUGGUCUUAUGAAUUUAUAAGAACAAACAAAAAUAAUAAAGAAUAAUAUAAUUAUUUAUCUGAAUUUUAUCAUAAUAAUAAUAUUCAUAAUGAUAUACAAAAAGACCAAAUGAAAACUAUUAUUAGAUUAAAUUAUUGUAUAUAUAGAAGUGGAUCAUUAAUUGAUAAAUUUUUUAUCAUUCUUUUAACUUAUUUAUACUAAUAAAAUGUAUUUUAAUCAUCAAAUUAAUUUAAAAUGUUUUUAUUAACAACUUUAAAAUAAAAUGAGUAAGAUUUACAAUUCAAUUUAUUUAACAUCUUUUAAAGAUGUGUACACAAUUUUAUAAGUCUUCUCUAUACACCUUUGAAUGAUUAAGUCUCUAAUAGUUACUUUGCCAUAAGUAAAGAAUAGUUGGAAUCCUAUGAUAUGGCUUUUAUCAAAUUUUAUUUCAUUCUUUAUAAGGAUGAAGCUUUAAAUUAGAUGAUAGGUAUUAUCUAAUCUAGAAAAUACUUUAGUGAUCUCAGUUAAAAUUAAUACUUUAUGUAAUAUUGAUUUUCUAUAAUUAGAUAAAUUAUUGCUAGAAUUAUUGUUUCUGAUAAGAGUUUUUCUUGUGUUUGUUAAGCAUUGUAUAGUUAAACUAAUCUACCUGUAAGCUUGUCUUUUACUUUAUAUUAAAUACUUUCAAAUUUAUUUAUUCUCAAUCAUUAUUAAGAGUUUUCAGAAAUUAAAUCAACUUUCGAAUAAGCUUCUUUUUCUACUUUUAAUUUAGAAUAAUUCAUAUUAAAUUUUUGUGAACUGGAUGAAAAUAUUAAUAAGUUAAAGUUAAAGUCUCAUUAAUAGAUUUUAGAAUAUUUUCAAAUAUAAUCAUAAAAUUAAAUAGAUCGUACAAAUAAUCAUACUUAUUUUAAUCCCUUAUUAUUUUUAAAUAAUUAAUCAAUAGCUUAAUAAAUUGGAGAACAUUUAAGUUCAUAAAAACGAGAAGAAUAUUUUAUUAAAUUUGGAAAUUCUAUUGAAUAGCUUAUAUAAUUUGAUUAAUUAAAAGGAGUGAAUUUGGAAUUAAUGGAGUUUUUUGCAUAAGAUAAGAAUGUUGACUUAAUAAUUUAAUAAAUUUAACCAUAAGCUAAUUCAUCAACUGAAAUCAUAUUAAUUGAAAGAUUAUUAAACAUAAAUGCAUAUUUAAAAAAAGAUAAUAAAUAAAUUUGUGAAUCUUUAAAAUAAUUAUAAAUGAACAAAUAAUAAGAUUAAUAAAGUUUAUAAUUUAUUUUAAAUAAAUUUGGAAAUUCAAAUUAAAUUUUGGAAGAAUAAGUAGAAGGAUUAUAAGUUAAAUCUUUAUAAAAUGUUAAAAUGAAUAAAAUGAAAGCUAAAUUUUAAUAAAAAAUUUAAUAAUUUUAAUAAAAUGAUAUUGUUUAAUUAGAUGAUUAAACAAAUUAAAAUGAAAAAUAUGAUACUUGUGCAUUAUGUAGAUAAGAUUUAGAUGAAAAUUAAUAUUGUUGUAUUCCAAUUUUAAUUUAAGCAAAUCCUUAUUUAAAACAUUUUCCCAUUUAUCCACCUGAUAUUAGAAAUGAAAUAAUGAAAGAUUAAUUAAAUUUAUUGAAAAUUUCAAUAAUUAGCUGUAAACAUAAAUUUCAUGAUAAAUGUUUAAUUGCUACUUAUUCAUGUUCAUAAAAAUAGAGACUUCUACCUUUAUGGUUUUAAUUAUAAUGUCCAGUUUGUAAAUCAACAAGUGAAACUAGAUUAUCAAUAAAUAAAAAUAAAAGUAUUGAAUAAUAUGAUGAAUUUAAUAAUUGGUUAUUAUUGUAAUGUUAAAACUUUGGGAUUAAAAACUAUCUAAAAGAAAAAUAUGGAGAAUCUGUUGAACUUAAAUUAAAAGAAAUUUAUCUAUCCUUAUUAUGUGAUUUAUUAAUGUAAUUAUUUAUGGAUUCUUAAGAAUUUAUCAGACAAGAUAAACAUAUUGUAUUUAUUAAUAUAUUAGAUUAUUUAUUCUAAAUAAGUAAAAAUAUCACAAUUAAUCAUUUUGUAUUUUAAAAUUAAUAAUCAAUAUUCCUAAAUCUAAUAAACCUAAUAAUAGAGUUAAUAAUAUAAAAUAACCAUUAAUAAAAAUCUCUAAAUGAUUUUCUUUAGGAUAAUUAGGAUUAAAUAAAAUCUAAAAUCUUUUUAUUUGAUUUACCAUUAUAAAUAAUAAAUCAAUUAAUUAAAUGUUUUGCAUUAAAUACUGAAUAACAAUAAAAUUAAAUCGUAUAAGUUAACUAGUAUAUACAAUAAUUUAAUAGAAUUGCUAUGAUAGAUUUUGUAAAAAAUAAAAUUACUGAAAAUUUAGGAUUUAAGUUUAAAUCAUUUUAUGAUAAUUAUUUUAAUAAACCUUGCUGCUUUUGUAAAGGUUUUUCGAAUGCAUCAAAAAGUUCUGAUUAAUUUAUAUGUUUACUAUGUUGUGAAAAAGUUUGUGAUGUAGAAUGCAAAGUAAUAUUUUAUUAUAAUUUAAGAAAUUGUUUUCAAAGUCUGGAAAUAUGAAUGUUCAUGCUUAAAUAAACCAUUAAGGAAAUACUAUAUUUGUGAGUCUUAAGACAGGUCAAAUUGCAUUGUUAUCUACACCACUAACUUGUUUUGGAUACAAAAAUUUAUAUCAAAAUAAAUUUGGAUAAUUAAUAAAAAUCACCAAUAUAGACACAUAAUGGGAGGAAUAUUAUAUUAAUAAUAAAGUCUUAACUGAUGUAGCUGAAAUCAUUAUAUCAAAUUCACUUAAGUAAAUAAUUAAAAAUUAAGAGUUAAAUUAUAAUCAAUUAGACAUAAGGGGAUUCUUUUGA
Molecule: messenger RNA, 4387 nt
Organism: Paramecium pentaurelia
Lineage: Eukaryota; Ciliophora; Oligohymenophorea; Peniculida; Parameciidae
Source: the annotation of a GenBank genome assembly